UGUACGCACGCACCUUUUUUAAUAUCUUUUUUAGUACUAAAUAAAAUUUGAUUAGCGCGUCAAUUUGACAAUAAAUACUAAAGUAUAAACACAUUUUGCUUACAUUACAAAUAUUAUAAUGGGUCAAAUAUUGGGAACAUGGAACACUCGGCAUCUUGAUCUUAAAAUGGACGACAAGCCAACGUUUGGCGAAAAAGCUGGUUUUAAAUAUUCUAGGACAAAACGGGAAUCUUGUGCAGAAGAGAAUCAUUUGAUAUCAGCUAAAAUCCCACCAAAAUACAGAGACUACUGCGCGCAUUGUUUGCUGGAAUAUAAUGCGUGCCGAUACAAAAAUUGGCCGUUUCCCUAUAAGUGUGCUCACGAGAAACAUAAUUAUCUUAACUGUGAGAAGGAUGAUUAUGUUAUAAGGAUGAAGGAAUUCGAGAGAGAAAGACGACUACGCGAACGUGAAAUAAGAAUACAAAAGACAAAGGCUUAGUUUAUGAUAAUAAAUUUUUAAUGUUAUUUA
Molecule: messenger RNA, 508 nt
Organism: Pieris brassicae (large cabbage white)
Lineage: Eukaryota; Metazoa; Arthropoda; Insecta; Lepidoptera; Pieridae
Product: NADH dehydrogenase [ubiquinone] 1 beta subcomplex subunit 7-like
Exons: 1
Coding region: 119-478 (119 amino acids)
Cellular component (GO): mitochondrion
Source: RefSeq, a predicted model, not a curated record